UUGCCUCUCACUCAACAUCCAACCUUCAAAUUCCAACCAAACAUUUUAACAUCACCAAAAAAUUUCAGAAACCGUCAAAUGGCUUCAAAAGGGAUUCACAUUGGUCUAGUUCUGGUGCUUGUGGGCAUGCUAUAUGGUGGAGCUAUGGCUCAGUCCGGCUGCAGCAAUGUGCUCACAAGCCUAGCCCCUUGCCUCAACUAUGUUACAGGAAAUACAACGACUCCAUCAUCUUCUUGCUGCUCGCAGCUAGCCAGUGUGGUCCAAUCCUCACCGCAGUGCAUUUGCUCACUCCUCAAUAACAGCAUUCCUUCCCUAGGCAUUAACAUAAACCAAACUCAGGCUCUUUCACUGCCCGGUGCUUGUAAAGUGCAAACCCCACCAAUUAGCCAGUGUAAAGCUGCUAAUGCGCCUGCCACAUCAGCUGCUCCGCCUGCCACUUCAGCAGCUUCACCCUCACCCACCACUUCUGCAACUUCUCCAGCCGCUUCUCCAUCAGGUUCACCCAAUGAAACGCCUGAGCCUGCCAUUACUCCAACAACAUCAAAUGUUCCUUCUUCUUCUUCAGGAAGUGGGUCAAAAACAGUACCAUCAACAAAUGGAACAUCAGAUGGAAGUAUCAGAAAAGCACCCAUUCAUCUUAUGCUCUUUGCUUUCUUCAUUUUGUGGUGUGGUUCAGCUUUUUCCAAAUUCUGAACCGGAAUCUCGAAGGGGAAUUUGUGGCUUGUUAAAUUUGAUUCUUUUCUCCGAUUUUGUAUUUGUCUGUUAAAAGAUGAUUGACUCUUGCUUCUGUUACUCGGAGUGAGUGUGAUUGUAUUAUUAUUUGUUUAGUUGUGUUUGAUAAAUAAAGAGAUCUUGAUGGUUGGUACUUUCAUGGA
Jatropha curcas is the source of this 875-nucleotide messenger RNA. Its product is annotated as non-specific lipid transfer protein GPI-anchored 15. NCBI's taxonomy places the organism in Eukaryota, Viridiplantae, Streptophyta, Magnoliopsida, Malpighiales, Euphorbiaceae. Gene Ontology annotation, molecular function: lipid binding. Gene Ontology annotation, biological process: lipid transport. The record is from RefSeq and is a predicted model, not a curated record.